AUGAAUUUCCAGUUACGACCAGUAUUUCAAUCAUCUUAUCAUCAACAAAAAUUGUCAAAUUCACAUAAUCAAUUAUCCUCAACUUUAUUAGUUAAUCAAUUUUCAACUAUUCCUUUAGGUUGUUUUAAGGGUUUUAAAGAUACCAGAAGGCUUAAAUGUUUUAGUAGUCAGUGCAAGAAGAAUAAUUAUCGAAAUUGUAAAUAUUGUAAACAUAUCCCGUUAUUUUCAUCACCUUUAAGGAAUAUAGUCAUAAUAGACGAUAGUUAUAGAUGGGAAUCAGAUUCAGAUAUUUUUGAUAGUGAAUCGGAUUAUAGCUAUGAAACUGAUGAUGAAAUUUUUGAACUGAGACCCAAAUCCAUUACUUCUUCCAGGACCUUAUCGGUGGACAUCCAAUUGAGUAAUCUCAUCACAGAGAUAGAAGAGUUUACCAAUGAGAACUAUCAACCUAAGAACAAUGUGUUUCAGAAGUUGGUAGGUAAAUUGAAAUUUAAGAAGUAG
This is a messenger RNA of Yamadazyma jaroonii, 498 nucleotides long. The record is from the annotation of a GenBank genome assembly. Lineage: Eukaryota; Fungi; Ascomycota; Pichiomycetes; Serinales; Debaryomycetaceae.